UAUUACUGAUACAAGUACCCAGUGUAUAAAGAUGUUGACCAUGUGUCAUUCUUCCUGAAAACUUAAUCCCACAGCUUCAGAAAAAGCAAGAUCUGAAGAAAUUAGUGCCAAACCAACCCUCCUUGGUGGUAUUUUCACCUGUCGGUACAUCUAAGGACAUCAAGAUGAGCACGUUUCUGUGGAGCUGUGCAGCGUUAUUGACUCUAUUUGUUGCAGUUGAGUCCCUCACCUGUAACACCUGUGAUGUAUCCAUUCUCGGCACCUGCCUCGGUGACACUCCUGUAAACUGCACCAGAACUCAGAACAGAUGCUACAACGCUGUUGCCAAAUUUAGUGCCGACCUGUUGCCGAUCCAUGCGCGAGGCUGCAUCGAAGAAUCCGCCUGCAAAAACGAGACAGGGGUCUCCAUCCUGACCGUGAACUACAGCAUCACCAUGACCUGCUGCAGCACCAACCUUUGUAACGGAGCUGCCUCUGUCCCGCUGCCUCUGACUGCCGCUCUGGGCGCUGCUCUGGUGGCAGUUUGGAACCAAUUGGGCCUUUAAAGAAGAAGGAGACGGAAGAAAAUGGGUUGCUGCACAUUUUCAUUUCAAAAUGUCAUCACUUGUUUGUUCUUUAAUUUCUUGAAUAUGCUUUAAAUGACCCUUGCAGUGUGUCAGGGCGCCCAUGUCACGCCUGAUAUGACUCUGCUUGGAGUCUUCACAGCACCGUGUGAGGUUGCAGCAGGUCUACAUUGACGGUUUGAGCAAUUUGUUGGGGUAGAUACUACAUCAGGGCUGAAUAUCUAUGCUUUUAUAAGUAAUUCUCAAACAUUUUAACACUUCGGAUGUAAUAAUGUAUUUCAAAACAUUCCCAGACAUGCAUGAGAUCAUAUUGGCUAGAUUUUGUUGUGAAUCACUGUAUGUUCAUUCAGUGCUAAAGGGCAACUAAAUCCUAAUACUGAUUAUUGCAACAAUAUUUUCCAUUUGUGUUUCGUAUGUUUAUUUGGAACACAACCCUCCAAAUGAUUCAUAUUAUGGGGUAUGGUAACGUAAUUUCUUGAAGAUUAAGUUGGGCUAUGGUAGGUGAUCCGGUUUAAACAUUGCACUCAGUGUGCUGGCACAGGACAAGAUCGACAUACAUACUUUAUGCUAAGCUAAGCUAAGCAGCCGCUGGCUGUACAGACAUAAGAGUGGUAUCAAUCUUCUCAUCUAAAAAAGAAAUAAGUGUAAAAGUGUAAAAUUAUUCCUUUUACUACUAACAACCAACAGUAAACUUAAAGGACUAGUUCAACAUUUGGUAAUUAUUGUAUGCUUCUUCACAUUCUUGCAGAGUGUUGUGUAAUGCUACAGCUAAUGUUUAUCUUAUCUUAAAGACUAGAAACCAGAAAACAACAAAAUUGUAAAUUCUUGUUUUUUUCAUUUUUUCUAUUUUAAUGUUGAACUAUUCUUUUUUCUUCGUAGCAGGUGUUAUAUCUAUCGUGUUUUGAAGACUUUUUCAUCAAAUUCAAAGCUUAAAUUCCAUUCGUAAGUGUCAUUUAAAUGAUCUAUUAUCUAUAUUAUCUUAUUAUUUUCUAUUCUAUAAGUGGACCUUUGAAUUGAGAUUACGUCAUUCUCUAAUAUUUCAGAUUUUUUUUCUACUCUAAGGUGAAGAAUACAGUUCUAUGAUCAUAUCCCUGUCUUUAUGUAUCAUAAAAAUAAAAGGAGUGUCUUCGACACAUAA
Molecule: messenger RNA, 1701 nt
Organism: Chelmon rostratus (copperband butterflyfish)
Lineage: Eukaryota; Metazoa; Chordata; Actinopteri; Chaetodontiformes; Chaetodontidae
Product: sperm acrosome membrane-associated protein 4-like
Exons: 3
Coding region: 165-545 (126 amino acids)
Source: RefSeq, a predicted model, not a curated record